Molecule: messenger RNA, 8423 nt
Organism: Fundulus heteroclitus (mummichog)
Lineage: Eukaryota; Metazoa; Chordata; Actinopteri; Cyprinodontiformes; Fundulidae
Gene: akap11
Product: A kinase (PRKA) anchor protein 11
Exons: 12
Coding region: 379-6048 (1889 amino acids)
Biological process (GO): intracellular protein localization
Cellular component (GO): cytoplasm
Molecular function (GO): protein kinase A binding
Source: RefSeq, a predicted model, not a curated record
UUGAAUCGUUCCCGGACCGCCCAUCAACGCCAGCGGCUCCCGUCAGCGCUGCUGGAGUCCGACACUGAGAAGUGAGCUGGGGGAGCUUUAUAACAGCGCGCGGGCUGAUAGGACAUUAAUAGAGAACAGCUGCGUCAUGUGGCAUGGGGGGUAACUGAACGUAUGUCGAUGUCACCGUCAUUUUUGUGGGUAGCUAGCCAGAGAUGUUAGGGUGACAGGCAGCUCAACCCGGAGCCGACCGCGGCCCUCCUGCUUUUACUGCUAGCUCCAUGACUGACAGCCUGUCACCUACCAAGGAGCCUCACUCGGAAGUGGACUGUUGUCACUGUGUGUGUGCCUAAGGUGAGCUGAGAGUCGGACUGCCAGCAGCUCUCAGUCAUGGAUGUUCGUGUCAGAGGAAUCCCGAUGAGGUCCAGGGCGUCCGUCCGGAGAGAGACGGUGCGUGACUCUGGGGCUCAGUCUGCAAAGAGCCUCUUCAGGAGCAAAAAGGAGCUCUGCAACGUUUGCCUGGAGCUGCCGACAAGAGACACGACAAGGCUUACAGAGAUUCACUUUGUGUGUCUGCCCGGACAAUGUGAAGGGGACGAUUUCACCCAGCAGGCCCUAUCAACCCUGCCUGGGGGACUGUGCGAGCUUCUCAGGUCUCUCCACACACACAGCCUCAAAAACGACGAGGUUCUGCUGCUCAAAGACUCCCGCAGGCUGGCCGAUCACAGGGACGUGGGGCCUCAGUGUUGGCUGAAGGCUGUGUGUGUCCUGAGGCAGAAUCCCUGCACAGGCGUGUACCCCCAGGCCAGUGUAGCGUCUUUGGUGGGCUUUCUGGGAUGCUACGUAGCGGGGGUCCGUUAUGUGCUCGAGCUCCAGGGUCUUCAGAGGGGUCUCAAUGAGCCGAGCCAACCAGAAGAAGAUGACACCAACCAGUCGGUCUCGUCAAUCGAAGAUGAUUUCGUCACAGCACUGGAGCAUCUUGAGGAGGAGGACACCAGAGACAAUCCCUCUGCAGCUGUGUUUUGCCAUUUUAAGAAGCGUGAUGCGGCCUCACAGACAGUCCCAGCCCACAAGAGAAAGAAGGAAUUGUCAGGCUCCCGUGUCAUCAUAAGUUCAUCUUCCAAGAAACAUUCAGCCAAGCAUGGAUCUGGUCCUGAUGUUUCUGUCACAGUGCAGCGGUUGUCGUCGGGUGUUGAAUCGCAGUGGACUUACUGCAGUCCUGGAGCUCGUCCGCCCUCCCCUUCAACUCAUAUUAGCGAAUCAGAGGAGUCUGACUGCUCCAGCCCCAGCCCCAUCAUUUUCCUGGAUGAAGUGGGCUACCAGAAAAGCCUGCUGGCUAAGCUGGACAUCCCCCAGGUGCCAGGGGGACCCAGGGAAAGAGUUGAAGACUCGGACUCUGAAGUUAGCGAAUUCUUUGACAGCUUUGACCAGUUUGAUGACCUAGAGGAGCUAAGCUCAGAGAGCUGCACUCUCACUCUGCCUCUGGACUCUAUCUGUUCCUCAGCUGCACAGAAAAAGUCUGAGGCUGGUUCCAGUGGCCCCACAUCCAAGUACGUCUCCAGGGGUUGCUCAACCAAGAGCAUGAACCUUCAGCGCUUUGACCAGCCCACUCUCCCAGCCAAUGUGAAGAAGCCUACUCCUCUGAAACCAGGUUCUCCUUACUCAGUCCACUCUGACAUGCCCGACUCCUCUUGGCUGGCGCAGACCCCCUCAGAGGAAAAUGGAGGACCUCUCUUCAGUCCUGUCAGCUCUUCAGCCUUUAGUCCUUUGGUAGAACCUAGUGGAUCACUGGAAUACUUCUGGAAGACAGAGGAGACGGGGGAGGACAAGUCAGAGUUACGUAAACCGCGGGACCUCUGCUCCCUGUAUAAGACCUACUCAGACUUUGCCAACAAUCUGUCCAAAGAAAUCCUCGGAUCCGUGUGUGGCGUCCAGUCUGCUGUUGACAUUAGCGACAACAAGAAUCUCAGCUGUGUCUGCCACAAAGAGUUCAAGAACCCGUCGGGCUAUCUAAUGAAACUGUCUGACAUUCAAGAGACGGUCACAGUAGCCAAGCUGCAGAAAAGGUCCCAGUCUCUGAAGGAUGGCAUUCAGAGGUUUGCUUCUGACCUGGUGGAGAUGAGCCUGGGGAGCGCCCUGCGAGACCUUCAAAAAGGUGUAUCCUCCUGUACCACCACCUUAUGCCACCUGGCUGCUAGACUCACCUCCUCCGUGUUUCAGAUGGCCUUCCAUGAAAUUGGCAUGCGACGUGCCUAUGUCUUGAAGGAGCGCGCCAUCAACGGAUUGGCUGGUUUCCUUGUAGGCGAGGCCGUUUCUGGGGCCCUCAAAGAGUUCCUUGUUGUAAAAAAGCAGAUUUUUCACAACACCGUGACACAGUUUGCUGCAGAUCUGGCAGAGGAGCUGGUGUUUGAAGGCAUAAUGGAAGUGUGUCAGUUUUCCCACCCUUCAACUCCUAUCACACCCAGUGAUUGGGCUUUUGGCCAUGGGCACGUGGAAGAGGAAGAAGAAGAGGAGGAGGAGGAGGAGGUGGUGUCCUCCUAUGCUUCGGAUUUGUCAGAGUCUGUGAUUCAGGAGGCUUUCAUAGAGCUUUCUCAGGCUGACGUUGCCUUUACAAGCCAAGCAGCUAUCAGCGUAUCUUUGGAUAACAUCUGUUACGUAAACGCUGAGAACACUAGCACCCAUACCAGCAGUAGCUUUGCUAACAAGCAGGUUUGCAGUGCCUGCUCAACGUCAGCAGCCACAGGGGCCUCAGGAGAGGAGGCUUCGUGCACAGUGAAGAAUGCUCUCUUCACCGUCUCCGGAAUGGCCAGCUGUAUUCCUGUUCCCCAUGCUGGCCACGCCCUUUCCAGCUUUCAAGACCCAGAAGAGGCUUCUCAGUAUAGGUCUAGCCUGCUAGAUAGCCCAAAGGCCAGCCCCAAAAGGUCAGCUUUAACAUCCACUGACUGUACCUCCUCUAAAGAUCUUGCCGCUUACCAUCAUGACACGCAGACCUCCAUGCCUGUGGAAGGCUCCUCCCAACAAAGAUUAUUCCAAACCUUCUCUGGCAACAUGGUGGGUAUGAUUGUAACUGAGGCCUGUGAGCUUAUUACCACUUCUAAAAUGAAGAAGAGUUUUGGUGACUGCGCUGAUUUCCUUACUAAGACCAUCGGGAGCCGAAGGAACUCCUCCUCAAAGCAGGAGACUCCAGAUUCACCUUCAAAGGACGGGGCAGAUGGAGAGCACUUCAGAUACGACGGGUGUGUCCGACAGGCGGGGGCUAUUGAUUUUGUUCCUCCUGUUUCCUCUCCAGCUGGUUCCUCCAACCUGGGAAGAGUCCCGUUUGAGCCGGAUCCCAGGGGGAGAGGGGUGGAUCAAACACAUCCUGUAAUGAUGGAUACACUCGAUGUGCCGAGCGCAGCUCUGGUUGGCCGGGGCCGGAUACCCGCUCCUGUGGAUGACCCAGUUCCCAGCUCUGGCCAGAGGUCUGCGGGGAGUGCUGGUACCCCUCCCUCCACACCUCAGCAACCCAGCGAAGUUUCCAAAGAGAAGCAGAUAAAGCAGUUUUCCAAGAAGCUAAAAAGCAAGCUUGCCAAUGAGUUUUCUCCUGCGACUCCACCCCCAACCCCUCACUAUCAGCCUGAACCCGGCCCUGGCCCCGAUGAUGCUGCUGGCAAUGCGGACAAGGCCGAAUUUAUGCUCAGCCUCAUGAGGUCUCUCUCCGAGGAGGCCGUUGGGGAUGAAGAUAUUGAAGAGGAAGAACCAGUUGAAGAAGGAGGUUUUGGUGUAGCCAAGCGAAGUGUAGAGGCAGACUGUGGGCGACAAGACCUCAGUCAGGUGUCAUCCCAUAGGGUGUCUAACAAGGAAGCUCUCCACUACGCCGAGCGUUUAGCGUGUCACAUAGUUUCCAUGGUAACUGAGAUGGAUACAAUAGGAGUGCCGGAGGAAGAGGGGGACCUGAGCAAAAGCGGUGAGAGGAGGAGCGACAGCGUGGCUCAGUUCUCAGAGCAGACCCUGAACACGUUGUGGGUGUACGCGGGCGAGGUGGCAGGACAGGUCAUAAAUGAUGUGAGGACGAUGGUGAGCUCCGGACAACAGUGUCCCUACCACAGAGCUCAGGAGCACCGGAGAAGAAGCUUCGACAGAUCCAGCUCUGAAGUAUGGCGUCCCCGCCACCGCCACCAGUCCCAGCCCAGUACAGAGCAGAACCGAAACUCAAGGUUAGCAAAGCUUGCAGAGCAGUGGUCCAAUGACCUGAUAGCCACAGUUUCUCAAUCUACCCGUUCCCCUGCAAGUACUUGCUCCAGUUCUGGCCUGUCCUCUGAGUACCCCAGCUGUGAGAGUGUGACAGAUGAAUAUGCGGGCUACCUCAUUAGAGUGCUGAAAAAGGAAGGCGGCAGCAGGGAGUUGGUCCUAGACCAGUUUGCAAGCCGUCUGGCGUACCGCUCUAUUAAAUUAGGCCUGGCUCAUGCUAGUCGUAAGAACAAGCAAAGGUCCUCCAGCAGCCGCCUUCUCUCCUCCAAGUCCCUGCCAGAUGAGUGGAAAGCUUCAGGCCAUGAAACUUUAUCCCAACACAGAUCCGAAUCCGUGGGGUUGGUGUCAGGUGAGGACACGCGGUGUGGUUGCAGGGUCUCUGAUAAGCCAAGCAAGAGGGAAUACGUGGAUCUGGUCAACUUUGCAGAGUCUUUAGCUUACAACAUCACCUGUGAUGUCACACGCAAACUUCAUCUUUCUUCAGUUCGCCUUCCUAAGUCUCUCACUGACUCUUGUCUUUAUAAGAAGUCCAAACUUGAAGAUAUGGCUGAUAACAUCAUCAGGAACUCUUUCUCCUGCCCUCUGUUAUCUAGGGAGGAUAGAACUAGACAUUACCACAGCACAGGAAGUCUGUAUGACAGGGGCUACAGCAGCAGGGUCAUGCAGGUCAUUGAGCAUUACGCCAGGAAGAUCGUUGAUGACACAGUCAAAAUGAGCCUGGCUUCAGUCGGACAUUCGUCCUGGGAACAUUUGCGAACUCCUGGCCAUGAUCGGCACUCUCACACUCAGAGACUGUCUGAGGGUUCGGCAGCGGUCCAGUCUCUAGGAGAGAGGACCUGCCGUUACUGUCUGUCUCAGGAAUGUCCUGACUGCACAAAAGUCGGCAGACACCACUACCAGCCUGUCUUACAGAGAAGGAUAAGAGCAUCAGAAAGUCAUCCGGCAUCGGAACGGCUCUCUGGUGUGGAAAUUCCCAGGAUCCACAUCGACCUGGACCACAGGGCAGCAUUCGCAGAGGAAGUUGUAUCUCUGGCAAUGGAGACGGCUAAACGUGAGCUGAGUAACACCAGCCUUAAUGCAGACAGCGGGAUCGGCCAUGAUGGCACCAGCUAUGCUGAGAGCCUAACAGCAGAGAUCAUGACGUCAGCGCUAUCUAACAUCGGCCCGGCUGCCAACAUCAGUUGUCCAGGUCGGGAACCAACUGAGUCCUCAGUGUCCCAGCAGCUGAGUGUGGGCGAAGACAGUCUGGGCAGCUGGUCUAACCUGAGCUUUGAGGAUGAUCACCCAGACGACAACAGCAGCUUCCUCCACCUCAGCGACAGCAGCAAUGGGAACAGCAGCAGCUGGAGCAGUCUGGGCCUGGAGGGGGAGGCGUGUGAGGAGCGCAUGUCGUUCUCCCCAUCUGACAGUGAUAAUACAGAAGACAAGGAGACAGAAGUCAAGGAAGAUUCCAGUGGGACGCUGUGUGCCAACAGGACUCAGCCACAGACUCCCAGGACCACGCUGCUCGUAGUGAACUCCGAUUUCAGGGAGCUCGGGCGCGGCCUCCAACACACGACCCUGGACCCGCAGGUCAGGAGCAUGCUGCAGUGGGCAGCGGCGUCCGUGGUCGACGUCCCUCAGAUCCAGCUGAAUGUUGACAGAGAGCUGCAGCAGCUGCCGGCGGUGGUGCAGAAGCUCCGAGAGAGAAGGUGGAAGGUGGCAGAUCUGCUGCACAUGCUGCUGCGCUACCAGGAGGAGAAGUUCAGUCACCCCCCACCCGGGGGCACGGUGGCAGCCAGAGAAAGCCAGCACACCUCCCUCUUCCAGUGGCUGCUGGAACACGCUUAAAACAUCUUUAGUCCGCUACUUUCCUUUUUCCUUUUUAAAGACAGGCCUUGUAGGAUCUCCUCAGCCACCAGAGGGCGCCACAGAAACUGUCUCAUCUGUUAAACUUCCUCUCAUGGAUGUGGGCGGCGUGCGCCGUGCACUGCAUGCAGUUACAAAGAGCUCAUUGAGUUGCAUUAUGUUUUCCUUUCCACCUUCCUUUGUGUGGCUGCAGAUUCACUCUUUAUCCGGACGCUUCUAUCCCAGGUCAGAUGAGAGAGCCGUCUCCUGAGCUCGCCCGCCCACGCCGCCUAGCCUCCCUCUCUGCUUGAGCUGGUGGAAGAGUCAGAGACCCACCCCAUUUGUUUCCAGACAGACGCGCACACACGAAUCGAGCUGGGAGAAAGAAAAUGCGUUGUUUUUUUUGUUUUUUUUCCCUGACAGGGAAUCCCCACAGCUGCUCUGCAGAUGAUGUCAUCACAUCCACUGCUCACCUCCGUGGUGUUUCCACAUGUUCAGAGACCAACUGUGCGCCCAAAUACACGCCCCCCCCCCCGCCCCCACACACACACACACUCACCACACCCGUUUAUUAUCAAACCCGAAUCAAAAGAGCAAUCCCCCCGGUAGUAUUCCAUGAUUUCAUUUACAUCCUCAAACAUCCUGUCCUUCAGUGAAGUUUCAGUGGAGAACUAGUACUCUUCGUCACAAUUCAUCAAAGUGCUGCCAAACGUACAGAAAUAUAAGCUGUCUAAAGGUGUAAGAGCCCCUUUUCUGCUAUACUGUCACUUUGCGUCGAUAUAACAAGCCAUAAGCGUGGCUUCAGAGACGAGCCUAAUGAAGGAGUAUUUCUGUUUAAACUGUUCGCUUAAUUAAAAUGUCCUCAGUUAUCAAACUUAGCAAGAUAUCCAGAAUGGAUAGUGUUUAUUAAAGUUAGUUGUUUAAUAUAUAUAUUAAAAAAAAAAUCAUAUAUUUUUUACACAAAGUCAACAAACAUGACAUGCUGCUCAAACUGUCUCACUGCUGGUGUGAAGCUGCCAGAUGCAGCCAAUGGGGUGACGGCUCCGGUCCAGUCAGUAGUAGCUGGUCGGCUCGCUAGUCAUCUGUGGCCGUUAGUGACGGUGGGCAGGUUCAGUUCGGGGAAGCUCCAGUGAUGCAGACGCUAAUUAUAGAUGCGGCUCUGCGUCUCCAGCCCACAGACCGGCGGCAUGCGCAUAGCUAAAGCCAGGACUCACACACACACUGUGUCACACACACUCUGUGUCACCCACGCUCCUCAGUCACCUUCAGGAGUGUGAAGGCCCUCGUUCCUCACCGCCGCGCGUACACGCCACCACCAGAGAUGCACUUUCUGUUUGGAGCUGAACCCGGUGCUGCCCACCCCUGCCAGUUCACACUCCACCCCUCAUUGUCUGUAAAGACAAUGUUCCCCCACCUCCUAUAUAUUAAAUACAUAUUGAAUGGGAUAUGUUUGUAUUUAUUUAUUGUUUUGAUAUGAGGGACCCAAGGGUGACGUCUAUGCUGCGAGGUUCUGGGUCUUAGACACUGUAAUAUACCAGGACCUCACAUGUUAUACAUAUUAUUAACUCAAGUGUUGGUGGUGGUGUUUGCCUGCAUGGCUCGAUCACACUUCUUCCUUCUGCCUACGAAGCUGCAGUGUUGCGUCUGUGUUCACGAUGCAGGCCUCGGAUGCCUUGGUUUGUUCCUGCUUCAACUCUUUGCUGCCAAAUUGUCCCAGAAUCCUGAAAGUGUUGGUUCUGUUGGAUUUGUUUGCACAGAAAAAAAAAAAAAAACAUUCAUGAAAAAUGUCCAGAAGUGAUGAUUCCUAAAAAGAAAACCCUUGCAGGAAUGAAGCAACUUUGAAGUAUUACCCUGCGUGGUGUGAGAGUUGGUUGGUUUACAAUAAAAGGAAUGUAUUCAGGAGACACAGACGUCCUCCUGGUGUGUUUAGUCGGGACCUCGCCAGGCUUUCAUCCAGCAACUUUCUGAAUUUCUUUUAAUAACAUUCCCCAGAUGACCUCUAUGGCGUUGUUGUUGUGUUUGUGAACGCUGAAUGUGUUAUGAACCUGCCAGGACAUGACCUGCCGUUUAGAGGCUGAUUUACUGUAAAUCCGUUUUUGCUACAGUUGCUUCUUGUGUUGUUUCCCCGCUUCCCACCAACCACAUCAUAGAAAGAUACAGAAAAAAAAAAGAAAGAAAAUGACUUCAACUCAGCAUCUUCCUGCUUCCUUCUGAAUACCCUGCCAAAUGAAGAUAUUUAAUAGUUUAUGUUAAAUGAUAUAACAGUGAAUUUGUUCUCCUUAGUGACAUUGCUGACUAGUUUUCACGUUCUAAGCCUGAACUCCAACUUUGUUUAUGUUAAAGCUUGUUGUGACAAUAAAGCUUUUUAUGUGCUAAAA